Messenger RNA from Symbiodinium sp. CCMP2456, 717 nucleotides. Lineage: Eukaryota; Dinophyceae; Suessiales; Symbiodiniaceae. The record is from the annotation of a GenBank genome assembly.
GGCCACGGGCGGCCAGGGCAAGAGUUCCUGGUGCGCUACUUCUCGCACCAGGAGCUGUCUGGUCAAGGUCGAGGUGGUGCCGAGGUUCAACUUUUGAUGGAGUGGUGCGAUGCUGGAAACUUGCUUGACCGAAUACUGCAUGCUGAGCCAAGCGGAGCUGCGUGCUGCCCGAACAUGGCUGAGGUGGAAACGAAGAGCAUCGUGCGGCAAGCGGCAGCUGGACUUUCGUUCCUGCACGGCCUUGGGAUUGUCCACUACGACCUGAAACCAGAGAAUAUCCUCUUCCAUGGCAGCCACCUUCGCCUUUGCGACUUUGGCUCUGCGAGUGAUCGACAGUGGCCCGAAUUCAGCAAGGAAACGCCACGCCAUGUCGUGCGGGAGGUGGACUUGUUCUUCACACAGCGGACGACGCCCAUGUUUCGGCCACCAGAGUUGGCAGACCCGGACCUUGUUCGCUUUCCAAUCACCAGCAAGGCCGACCUGUUCAUGCUUGGUGUGUCCUUGUUCCAGAUGCUCUUCCGGGUGCAUGCGUUCCCGAUGGAGGGCAAGCUCGCGAACAUUCAUGCAAGGUACACAUAUCCGGCAUCUGCCAGAUCCGUGUAUUCCAAGGAGCAGCUGGCGACACUCGACGCGCUGUUGCAAAGAGAUCCGCGCGAACGGCCGACGGCGCAGGAGCUUUCCUUGACUGGUUUCAUCGAGUCGAGUUCCGAAUGCUGA